AUGGCGUUUUCUUUCGAUCACGAGAGCAUCAAGAAAUGGAACCGGGCAAUCACGGCUGUUUCUCGGAUCGGCGAGAAUCUCACGUGGGAGGUGACGUCGGAGGGCCUGAAUUUGUCGGUGAUGAACGCGUCGGGUCUGAGUCACAUGACCAUCAGUUUUUUGCCGGGGUUUUUCAGCCGCUUUGAGAGUCGCCAGCGGCUCACUUUCCGCACCGCCAACAAGGGCAUUUUCAACAUUUCCAAGCGCAUGGAGCAGGACCCGUCGGUCAAGGAGUGUCAUGUGACUGUUCUGGAGGACCACACGGUUUCUGUGCAAUCCGAAUGCGUCAAUCACAUCAAGCGCACCUAUUUUCUGUCCUACGAGCUGCUUCGGUCCGUUCCUGUCAUUCCCGAUGGCGCCUAUACGUCGUCGUUUGCGCUCCAUUCGCGCCGGUUCCGCGAGUUUGUCGAGCAUCUCAAGGGCGAGCAGGUGGAGAUCAAAUGGGAUGCCAUGGACCAGGAGCAUCUUGGCGGGGAAAACACCCAUUAUGCCGUGUCUAUGAAGUCGGUGACGGCUCCAAUCAAGAAUAUUCGCGGCCGGGUUAUUCGCCAGGCGGUCAACAGUCGAUUGAAGAUCUCCGCCAACAUUUUCGACGAUCUCUCGGCCCAUGGAGGCCAGGUGGCCAUGCCCAUGGUGGAUUUGCGGCACUUUUUGAGUCUGUCCGAGUCCCUGUUGGGCACCAUUCUGUGCCAAUUUGGCGACGAAAACACCCCUGCGCGGUUCGAAUUGGUGACCGAGACCCUCAAUGGACCCCAUGAUGUCGAGUGUGUACUCCAUUUCAUGAAUAUGACGUCGGCCGCGACUCUGGCCCGCUCCAAGCGAAAGGUCGCCAGUCGUCAAUUGAGCAGAGACGAGUCGAGAGACGGGUCAGCAGCGGCUGCUCCGGCUAAAAUGCGACGGUUCAGUUCAACCAACAGUUCGGUGGCAGAAACGGUCGAUGAUAACGUCAACGAGGACCAGAUCUACUACGACGACACCGUUCUGUAUCCGGAGACGGCGGAGGUUGGAGCUGAUGCAACUAACGAGGAAAUUGGACCCACUAAUGAGGAAAUUGGAGCCACCAACGACCAAAUCGCCGACGACCAAAUCGCCGACGACAAUCUGGAGAUGGAAGAACCGCUGUUUCUCGAUGACGAUCUGAACGACCCGGAUCCGGUCUCCGAAAUGGGACCCACUCAGACCACCCGAAUGACUGGAAUUCUGGAUUAG
This is a messenger RNA of Yarrowia lipolytica CLIB122, 1248 nucleotides long. RefSeq lists its product as uncharacterized. Lineage: Eukaryota; Fungi; Ascomycota; Dipodascomycetes; Dipodascales. Gene Ontology annotation, cellular component: checkpoint clamp complex. Gene Ontology annotation, biological process: cellular response to ionizing radiation; DNA replication checkpoint signaling; mitotic intra-S DNA damage checkpoint signaling. The record is from RefSeq and is a predicted model, not a curated record.